AUGAGAGGAAGCUCAGUAUCUUCGCUAUUUGUAUUUAACCCGACCCUAAAGCCAGCUUGGCCUCAUCCUACAGAAGAAGACUAUACGCUCUGCAAGCUGAUGUAUUACUAUCCAGAGACGGCGCCAUCUUAUGAGAUGCAAUCUCAUGUAGGCUUGGCUGAAGGGCUCGGGAUGUUUGUGAGCCAGUUUUCUUCGAAUCCACUAGAAAGCAUUCAUACAGAAAAACACACACAUAUCCUUUAUCAAUGCGAGCCUAAUCUUUAUGUCUGUAUUGUGCUGCAGCACAAUACACAAGGGGAAGGAUUUAUUAGACAGCAAGAUUUAGAGACACACCCUGAACUUCUUCAGCAGAUCGCCCAGGCAUAUUACAAAAACUUUUAUUUAUUCCAUGGCCCUCUGCGUAAUUUUGCAUAUCCUCAAGAUAUUCCAGUCUUAAAAACUUUAUUAUCGGAUUAUACAGCCGCGUUUCUAUAUGAGCAGUCUACAAAGGAAGACCCAUUUGAAGGGUUUUAUUAUUGUCCUUUAGACCGCAAGGUGUAUAUGUUUGUGGUAUUUUUACUGACCCAAUUGAGCUCGGCAUACCCAGAAAUUCAGCACAUCAUGCUAACUUAUGAAGGAUAUUUGGUGUCCACCACCCUGCCACAAUCAGCAGCGCUUAUUCUUUAUAUAGGCAUAUCCUAUAAAUAGCCCGAUAUGGGCUAGGGAUAGAGGCCAAAACUUCCCACUUGGUUCGACCAGCCCAUUUUGGCCUCUAUCCGCAGCCCAUAUCGGGCUAUUUACAGGAUAUGCCUAUAACUAUUUUUCAAGAAACAAGCAGUGGAAAAAAAUUUCUUCAUUUAAACGAGAGCCAUCUCCUAAUGCUUGUCAAUAUGCGAGGUCUUUUAGCUACCCGAAAAAAGGAUUUUUAUAUGGAAAACAAGAUCAGAUUGUCAAUACUCCUAUUGUGCAUUUAGAAGGAUGCGAGCCUAUGAAGCUUGUCACGUGGUGCCAGGACAGUUUGCAGCUUGUUUUGCUAUUGAGAAAUACUGAAAUUAAUAUAGGUGUGCUAGAUGCCCUUUCAGCUUUGUUAGAAAGCACUUCAGAGGAUUUAAUUUCUGCAAUUAUGCCGCAGCACCAAAGGGCUAGCAUGCAGGAGGACAAUUUUAGGUUUAUUUAUUUCAAUAUGAUGAAUCUUGCAAUAAAGCAAAGCACCAGACUCACCACAAUUGACGAUAAUUUGUAUAGGCUGAUUACAACUUUAUCAGCGCAAAUGAAAGAAACUAAUAAUAAAACAGACGCUUUGGUGAAAACACUUAUAAGGACUCAUACAGCCUGGGUUUUGGCAUUAAAAACACUUGAAUCUAGAGAAAUCUAUGUAAUUUUACCGCCAUCGACUGCCCCGGCGAACAGAGUAGAAGAAGAAAUAACCAGAUUUGUGAGCCAUUAUUUCCACAAUAUUUUUACAGGGAUUUAA
Molecule: messenger RNA, 1453 nt
Organism: Blepharisma stoltei
Lineage: Eukaryota; Ciliophora; Heterotrichea; Heterotrichida; Blepharismidae
Source: the annotation of a GenBank genome assembly